Rhodamnia argentea is the source of this 2443-nucleotide messenger RNA. RefSeq names its product plant intracellular Ras-group-related LRR protein 6. The record is from RefSeq and is a predicted model, not a curated record. The transcript has 21 exons. Bases 171 to 1916 code for a protein of 581 amino acids. Gene Ontology annotation, molecular function: protein binding. Lineage: Eukaryota; Viridiplantae; Streptophyta; Magnoliopsida; Myrtales; Myrtaceae.
UUUAGAAGUCAUGAAAAAGAUGGAAAAUCCGGAGAAGUAACAUGUGCGACCGUGCGUGUUCAGUUGCAGUCGCGAAGUAACAUUUCCAGUUUCGAGCUUUCGCUUCUGCAUCGACCGAUAGAUGUAACAACUCGCCACGCCUUGCAUUGCAUCUCCCUCCCAGAUCCGCCAUGGAUCGGCUGCUCAAAGCGGCGAGAUCAUCCGGUUCUCUCAACCUAUCGAAUCGCUCGCUCAAAGACGUGCCCGAUGAGGUUUACCAAAGUUUGGACGCGGUUGGUGAUGGCGAAAAGUGGUGGGAGGCUGUGGAGCUACAAAAGCUUAUUCUGGCUCAUAAUAACAUUGAAAUUCUGAAAGAAGAUUUGAGAAACCUAUCCCUGCUGACUGUGCUGAAUGUGAGCCAUAAUAAACUCACCCAGCUUCCAGCUGCUAUAGGAGAGCUUCCGAUGCUUAAGUCAUUAGAUGUCUCCUACAACUCUCUUACUGGUUUACCCGAUGAGAUUGGAUCCGCAACUUCUCUUGUCAAGUUUGAUUGCUCAUACAAUCAAUUGAAGGAUAUACCUAUCUCUCUCGGUAGAUGUUUGGCCCUUUCAGAAUUUAAGGCAUCAAAUAAUACCAUCAUCAGCUUACCCGAAGAUCUUGCAAACUGUUCCAAACUAACCAAGGUAGAAGUGGAGGGAAACAAGUUGACAGUUCUCUCCGGCCAUAUGUUUGCAUCGUGGACCAUGCUCACAGAGCUCAACGUAGCGAGAAAUUUGCUCAAUGCUAUACCAGAGAACCUGGGAAGCCUUUCCCAUCUCAUUCGCCUGGACCUUCAUCAAAACCGAAUUUCUUCAAUACCACAGUCAAUCAGGGGCUGCUCUUCCCUGGCAGAGUUAUAUAUGGGGAAUAACUCUCUGCAUUCAUUGCCAUCAGAAAUGGGGGAACUUUCUAAAUUAGGCACCUUAGAUCUGCGUGGAAAUCAGUUGAAAGAUUUUCCUGUGGAGGCAUGCAAGCUGCACCUUUCAGUCCUGGAUCUAUCCAAUAACUCGUUAACUGGACUGCCCCCAGAAAUUGGAAAGAUGACUACUCUGCGGAAACUUUUGCUUACUGGGAAUCCUCUGCGAACUCUUAGAAGCUCGUUGGUUAAUGGACCUACACCUGCCUUAUUGAGGUAUCUUCGAAGUAGGCUUUCUGAAAGCGAAGAUUCUGAAGCUGCUACAACAAAAGACAAUGUCAUCUCAAUGGCUGCUCGACUAUCUGUCAGUUCAAAGGAACUCUCUUUAGACGGAAUGGGUUUAAGUGCGGUGCCAUCAGAAGUUUGGGAAGCAGGUGAUCUAGUCAAAAUCAGUCUUUCUAAGAAUUCCAUCCAAGAGCUUCCCUCUCAGCUUUCUUUGUGUGCUUCCUUGCAGACUUUGAUAUUAUCCAGGAAUAAAAUGAAAGAGUGGCCUGGUGAAAUUCUAAAACCACUUACAAAUCUUUCUUGCUUGAAGCUGGAUUAUAAUUGCCUCGGUCAGAUUCCGCCUGAUGGAUUUCAAGCUGUAAGCAUGCUUCAGAUUUUGGAUUUAAGUGGUAAUGCUGCUUCAUUGCCAAGAAAUCCAGCAUUUUCGUGCUUGCGACAAUUGCAGGAACUAUACAUAAGAUGCAGCUUCAAGAAUUUCCCAUUAGAUAUAUUGAGCUUGGAGCAGUUGAAAAUCCUUGACUUGAGCCAAAAUUCCCUUCAAGUUAUUCCAGAGGAGAUUGGGACUCUGACAACUCUUACAGAGCUUGAUCUCUCCAACAACAAUAUACCAUCACUUCCUCCUCAGCUAGGAUUACUCGAAACCAGCUUGCAGGCCUUAAGACUUGAGGGAAAUCCAUUGAGAAGUAUUCGAAGGGCAAUUCUUGAUAAAGGAACUAAAGCCGUUUUGACGUACUUGAAGGACAAGAUCCCAGGCUGAUGAUCUGCUUCUUCCACUGUAUACAGUUUGUAAACAACUUUCUUGAUGAGAUGAAAGUGAACUGCCAUCUGUCUUGGGAGCUUGAUGUUGGAGGCCUAUAAUUCUAUGCAAGCUACUUGCACCACGUGUAGUUUGAACAUAGUCUCCUAUAUCACUUUCUAGUCUUGAUUUCUUCCUGGAGCUCUAUGAUGCUUGUUGCACUUCCAUGUCAAUGUUUUUGGUGCAUUUUUUGAACGAACAACUUGUAUUAAAGGACAUCACCAUCUUGUCCUCAGCAACUCAGAAAGUCAUUAAAUGUUCAAGGAUCUCCCUAUGAAUUGGUUUAAAUAUGCACCAUUAUGGAGGUCCGCGACCUGAAAUGGCUUAAUGGUUGAUAGUUCUAUUUUAAGCCAUCAUCACUGAUCCCGCAAUUUCUGGUGGAGGUUGAUGAAUACUUAUGAAGAGCUUGAAGGUAGGGUCGGACUUUCCAUCUGUCAAUUCUUCCUCAUUUAGUUUAUUAAAGCAUCUUCGAAGGGUUGCAUUGUGAA